UCGGGAAAGCAGCACAUUUGGAUCCCUCGGCGCAACAACGAUACCAAACCGGAACCCAGAGCCCAGAGGCCGAGAGCGUCGACGCCUAUUUAAAGCCCGAGAGGGACGGUUGAGGCCUCCCACCGGCGUUUGGCUUCGCGUCCCAAAAACCAAAACCACAGAAUCCCAAUCCAAAGAAGAAGAAGAAGAAUCGAAUUGAUUGAAAUCAAGAGCGGGAAUAUAUAUAUAUAUAUAUAUUUACAUGGCGGGGGGGCAGUCGAGGAAGUGGAUGAUAUUGGUGGCGACGGUGUGGAUCCAGGCGUUCACGGGGACCAACUUCGACUUCUCGGCCUACUCGUCGGACCUCAAGGCCGCCUUGGGCAUCUCCCAGGUCCAGCUCUCCUAUUUGGCCACCGCCUCCGACCUCGGCAAGGCCCUCGGCUGGUCCUCCGGCCUCGCCCUCCUCUACCUCCCCCUCCCCGCCGUCCUCCUCCUCGCCGCCGCCAUCGGCGCCGCCGCCUACGCCGCCCAGUGGCUCGUCCUCACCGGCCGCCUCUCCCUCCCCUACCUCCCCGUGUUUCUGCUAUGCUUGCUGGCCGGAUGCAGCAUCUGCUGGUUCAACACCGUGUGCUUCGUGCUGUGCAUCCGCAACUUCCCGGUGAACCGCUCCCUCGCGCUCUCCCUGACCAUCAGCUUCAACGGCGUCAGCGCCGCCCUGUACACCCUCGCAUCCAAUGCCUUGGAUGGUUCUUCCUCCACCUACCUCCUCCUCAACGCCACCCUCCCUGUCCUCGCUUCUGCCGCCGCCCUCCUCCCCAUCCUCCGCCAGCCCCCCACCCACCUCCUCCUCCUGCCUCCCGACGCCACCCGCCGCGACUUCCACGUCUUCCUCCUCCUCAAUGUGCUCGCCUUCCUCACAGGCCUCUACCUCCUCCUCCUCAACUCCGUCUCCUCGAACCGGCCCGUCCUUGCCCGCCUCCUCCUCGCCGGUGCGAUCAUCCUCCUCCUCGUCCCCCUCUGCAUUCCAGGCACCGUCUGCGCUCGCCAUUGGGUUCGGCGGACCAUCUACUCUCGCUCGGGCGCCGACGAUGUCCACUACUCUCCAUUCAGCCGCAUCGAGGACUUGGAUCUUCGCAAGGAGCUUAUCCGUGGCACCAACACAAACAGCAACAUCCAUGAGAAUGAUAGCAGCAGCAGCAGCAGCAGCAGCAGCAGCAGCAAUGAUAGGGUCGUCGUUGGAGAGGAGGAGACGCGGCGAUGGUGGUCGCAGCGGUGGCGGUGCUGCGAAGGGGUGAUGGAGAAGAACCGGCUGGCGGCGAUCGGCGAGGAGCACAGCGCCAAAAGGCUCAUCACCCGGAUCGAUUUCUGGUUAUACUACGUGGCCUACUUCUGCGGCGCAACGGUGGGGCUCGUUUACUGCAACAACUUGGGCCAGAUUGCCCAGUCCCUGGGAAGGGAGUCCAAGACCACAUUGUUCGUCACCGUCUACUCCGCAUGCUCCUUCUUUGGCCGUUUGCUCUCCGCCGCCCCUGACUUCCUUCGCGGGAAGGUGUACUUUGCUCGAACGGGAUGGUUGGCGAUAGCAUUGGUGCCGAUGCCGCUGGCCUUCUUUCUGCUGGCGGAGGCGGGCGACGGUCAUGCUCUGCUUGCAGGCACGGCGUUGGUGGGACUGAGCUCGGGGUUCAUCUUCGCGGCCGCGGUGGCGGUCACGUCGGAGCUCUUCGGGCCCAACAGCGUCGGGGUCAAUCACAACAUCCUCAUCACCAACAUCCCUCUGGGAUCUCUGCUCUAUGGCUUGCUUGCUGCCUUGGUGUAUGAUGCCAAUGGGAAUUCAAGCUUCAGGGGGGUGCAGCUUGGCGAUGGCAUGGUGGUGUGCAUGGGGAGGAAAUGCUAUGCUAAGACUUUCUUGGGGUGGGGUUGCAUCACUUUGGUCGGGCUGCUCUCUAGUGUGUUCUUGUUUUUGAGGACCAGGACGGCGUACGACCAGGCUGAGCAUGGCCAGCCAAUGCCGCAGAGCAGGGGUGGCGAGGAUUUCCGAUGAGAAGGGAUGCAGCUCGAGAGACGUGCUAGUGUUUACUAGAGAGGUUGACAGACCAAGGGGGCAAGAAGCACCAAGUGUAGGUGUUCUUGUCUGAAGCCAGAUUGCGCUGCACUAAAUUAUGACGCAUGGAAAGGAUAUAUAUUGUAAAUGGAGUAAAGGCAAAACGGAUCCAACUUCUGAUUAAAUGGACCGUUUUCUAAACAUUAGGAGACACUAGAUUUCAACAUAUGAAGGGUGAUUAGCACAGCCAGCUAAUUGUGUGCCAAAAGAGAACUCUGCUUCCCAUUUUCUUAAUAAAAUAGGGAUGGAGAUUUCUUAAUUAUAACCUAGGUGUUUGGAGAAAACAAGUGCAAUUCGCAUACCAUAAAAAAGUCAAGCUUUCGCUAAGUUGUAAGACCUAAACUUUGAUGAGAUGUCAUCAAUACUCUACAGGGUUUUUGGGAUAGAGUUCGCUUUAAGGUUGGUUCUGGGAAGAUAAUUGGAUUUGUGAUGCUUCUCUCCGGGUUCAUUUCUUUUUGUUAUAUAAGGUUAGUCGCCGGGAAAAAAUGGAUCGGUUGCAAAGUACUUCAAUGCAAGAACAAGUUCAUAGAAAAUUAGAUUGCCACUUCAUCACUCUAGAGAGGCUGAGACACAAUUCAAUCAUCUUUUAUCCCCAUAAGCUAUGUAGUUUCUUUAUCCUAGGAAGAGGAUCAGGUGGUGUGGAAUUUAAACAGCAAUGGAUCCUUUCUCUACUGCCUCCCUAUAUCAAUUCUUAAACACCAGAGGAAUUAGAAGCAAAUUCGCGAGCUCUUUAUGGAAACUUUGUGCGCCGCUAAAGAGUAAGUGUUUCAUGUGGCUAUGCUGGAAAAAAAAACUUAAUACAAGAGAUAUGCUGCAAAGAAAACUGGGAAAAAAUAUGGGUGGUUGCAUCCUUUUGUCAAAAAGCCCCGGCCAUGGUAAAAGCACCUUUUUCCAUUUGCUAUUUCUCCCCAUCAAUCUGAAAAGCUAUUUGCACAUCACUUGGAGUAUUUCAUCCUCAAUUGAGUUUUGAUUUCCUAUGCCUUCUUUGGUGAAGAAGGAAUUUUACAAAAGCUCUGCAACCUGUGGUGCUCAUGGGGCUUGUUGAUGAGAAAGAAAGGUCACAAUUUUUUCGAACAAGCAUUCCUCCACUGCAUCUAUUAUCUCCGAGGACUACAACUCUUUAAUGAGCGGUCAUCUCUCUGGGACCAAAAAAUGCUUUCUCAAUUUAUCAGAUUUAUGUUGGUGGGAAAAAAAUGUAUGUUGGAUUGACCAAUGUAUUGACGAAACAGCUUAAUAGUCACAAGUGAAGGAUCCAACUUCAUUUUUUCAAAAAAAAGAAACUUCUCAAAAAUAAAGCUAAUUACUCCUUAAUAGGAGGAAGCUUAUAGAUGAUGACUGAUUGUUGAAUCAACAAACAGGUCUAUGGUACAAGUCUCAAGUAUGAUGAAACUGGGUGAAUUAGUCAUAAUUUGAUAACAUUUUAUAUACUUUUUAUCUUUUUCCACGUUGACGACUUCAAUCUCACAGGUGAUGACUCCUUAUACAUUCGUUAGAACUCCUAGCUAUUCAGUAUUGAAAACUCUGCCUUCUGCAAAACCUAACCUUCAUAUCUGCUAAUCAGCCAUCAUUUGUACCAUGGAUUCAUUUUGCAUCUCCAGAUCACCACUUCAACUAAUUUCUAGAAUCUUUGUGCUACAUCCUCAGUUUCCUUUAUAUAAUUAAAUUUACCACUCAUCGUUGAUGUGCUGUACAUCCCUAUUUUGCCCUCUUUCUUGCUGUAACACUUUUAACUUGUCCUCCAAUUUCAACUAGUAUAUCAGCCACAUCCAUAGGUGUUGUUGACCUUUACCAUGUUCAUCUUAAGGUAACCUCAUCUAUUACUUACAGUAGUUUUGUUAUGUCCAGCAAGAGAGAAUUCCUUACUCUUUUCCAUCAAUAACUGACAAGAACAUUGUCUUGGUUGCAUAUAAGAACCUCACAAACAACUGUUAAUUUGUCAGAUGUAGUUCUCUUAACAACACAUUCUUGAGACCAAGCACUCUUUAUAUUUCC
Messenger RNA from Phoenix dactylifera (date palm), 4072 nucleotides. Its product is annotated as protein NUCLEAR FUSION DEFECTIVE 4-like. The record is from RefSeq and is a predicted model, not a curated record. Lineage: Eukaryota; Viridiplantae; Streptophyta; Magnoliopsida; Arecales; Arecaceae. Gene Ontology annotation, cellular component: membrane.